Messenger RNA from Nylanderia fulva, 591 nucleotides. Lineage: Eukaryota; Metazoa; Arthropoda; Insecta; Hymenoptera; Formicidae. The record is from RefSeq and is a predicted model, not a curated record.
AUGUCAGACAUGGAAAAAGCUUCGACUGACAAAAUUGUAUCCGAGAUCGUUAGGAAGGGACAGCCGUACAAAGAGAUCGAAGCUAUCAUCAAUGACAAUCGCGUCAUCAUCAGGACGCACAAGGAGCAGAUUAAAGAAGAGUACGAUCCUCCGUGCGAAUGCGUCAACCAGACAGAUGUAAAAGAAUCUACAUCGAGCUUAAAAAGAUGCGAUGACGGCAUCACAUUUGACAUGGCCAAGGGAAGUUUGGAACUUUGUCGUACUUCUCGGGAAGAUACAUCAUCGAUGAAGAAAAUUUGCGAUCAAGAGGAGACCGGAUGUCGUACUCUCACAUUGUAUCCGAAUGUAAAAGAAGGUAGUGAAGAUAGAAGAUCGAAAAAGAAAAGAGUGAUUGAUCUGGAAGAGAAUCCGAACAUAUUCUUACUGAGAAUCAGGAAGUACUGUGAUAGCAGUGAUAAAAAGCAGAAAAUUGAUCUGGAGUUCCGGGCACCGCGACCCUGGCGACCCAGGAACGAUAAGAAGAAGAAACUUCUCACAGACUUAUCUGAGAAACUAGAAGAACACAAAGUUGAAGAGGACUUUGACAAGUAA